Pseudoliparis swirei is the source of this 1798-nucleotide messenger RNA. RefSeq lists its product as uncharacterized. The transcript is spliced from 2 exons. Lineage: Eukaryota; Metazoa; Chordata; Actinopteri; Perciformes; Liparidae. Bases 421 to 1146 code for a protein of 241 amino acids. The record is from RefSeq and is a predicted model, not a curated record.
GCGGUUGCAGAAAUUGAAGGACACCAUUUUAAAUCGGCCCGCCGAUGGCGCGGAAGAAGACGCACUGGCUGAGGAUGCGGCGAAGAACGAGGAAGCAUACGCGGAACUCAUCCAAUUCCUUGAUGACAGAAGUUAGUCUCUGGCCAUGCGAGAGGCAGCGGAUGACGGGCGUGGAGCGCUCAGGAUUUUGCGCGACUAUUAUGCAGGCAAGGGGACGCCCCGCAUUGGAUGCCUGGAUACAGAACUGACUGCUUUGCAAAAGAUGAGUGGUGAGAGUGUGACUGAUGAUGUCAUACGCGCCGAGACUUCAAUCACUGCGUCAUGCUGGAGAGAUCUGAAGCCAUGGACUAUUGGUUGCAAUGAUUUUGAAGGGGCUGCCAGAAUCAUUUAAGUCUUUUUCCAUUUUUGUCACUCAAAGUGAUGAGACUCUCUCUUUUGCGGAGUUCAAGACUAAGUUGCGCAGUUAUGAGAGCACUGAAAGUAUGCGCACAGCUGAGGCCGGCGACAAUGUCACGGGGGCCCGUGUGCAUCCGAGAAGAGCUGCCCCAGCACCGAGGGCGAGGACAUCGUGUGUUUCCGUUGUGCCAGAGAGGUCACAAGAUAAGAGACUGUCAGCGUGGUCAACAGUGGUACAGGGCGAGAGCACCCCCCGGCGAGGAGGACGGCGGCAGCAAGACGACGCGCGUGGAGUGUCCGAGGAGACGGAUGACCUUUGUGUUCAAGCUUGUGACCAGCGAGCCUGGGAGCGUUGUCACGGGAACGGGCCUGCUGGUGGACACCGGUGCGACGUCGCAUAUCAUCACUGACCUGACUAAGUUCAAGAGCUUCGAUGACCGAUUCCAGUCCGAGAAGCACGACGUGGAGCUGGCCGAUGGCACGAGCUGCACGGGGGUCGCGGAGCGCAGAGGAAACGCAGAGGUGUGUCUGGUCGACAGCAGGGGGCGGAGCCUCAGGGCCACGCUGAAGCAGGCGCUGGACAUCCCCUUGUAUCCCCAAGACAUCUUCUCCGUGAGAGCUGCAACUUCCAGUGGAGCAACGGUGAUCUUCACGGAAGGAAGAGACGUCGUGCAGUCCAGAGACGUGAUGCAGAUUGGGCAGGUGAUGCAACUGACCGACGCAGUACAACUGGUUCUUGUGUUGGUCUGAGUGAGAACGCUCCUCUGGUUUCCUGGAAGACCAAGAAGAAGCCAACUGUAGCACUUCAACCUGUGAGGCAGAGUCCAUGGCGUUGGCCGCCACCACACAAGAGUGUCUUAUCUCAACUGCUUGAACAUCUUGAUGACUGUAUGACGUACCUACGAUUUUUGAAGACAACCAAGGUACAAUUGCAUUAGCCAAGAAUCCAGUCAGCAGACAGCGAUGUAAGCACAUUGAUAUAAAAUACCAUGUUGUGAGAUCGACUGUUAAUGACUGUAAAGUAUGUUUGAAGUAUUGCCCAACAGACCAGAUGGUCGCUGACUUAAUGACAAAACCAGCGACUAAAGCAAAGCUACUUACUUUGUCCAUGUUCCUGUUUGGGGUAUAGCCAGUUAAUUGCAGUUGGCUUCCAUGUUUGUUUGUCUUGUUUGUUUGCUUUUGUUAUGAUUUAUGGUUGUCAAUAAUGUGUGAUCAAGUGGGGGUGUUAAUUGAGACUGAUUGUGCUCCCAAUUAUUGUUUAUACACUUCAGGUGUGUGUGUCAUGUGACCACGGUCUAUAUAAGCUGAUGCACCUGCAGACAAUAAAGCGCUACCAUUCUUACAAACUUGCAUCCAGUGUUUUUGUCCUCCCAAGUUUAUAUAUGUUGAGUCGAUACAUGCA